Molecule: messenger RNA, 432 nt
Organism: Styela clava
Lineage: Eukaryota; Metazoa; Chordata; Ascidiacea; Stolidobranchia; Styelidae
Source: RefSeq, a predicted model, not a curated record
CGUCAAUAUAAAUUUGAUUUGAAGACUUCGAAGAACGUAUUUUUACGAUCAUCGCGAAAAUGAAGAUUUUUUACAAAAUCGCAUUCAUUGUGAUACUUCUGGUAUUCGAGGCGGUGUCUUUACUGAAAGGUGAAGAUUGUAUGGUGGGGAUGACGUGUGGAAAUCAAAUGAUGUGGAGAAAAGUUCCGACUUGCGAGCAGGAUGAAGCAGAAGAAAUGAAGAUCAAGUCAUUGGAAGAUCGAGUAAUGAACUUGUCAGUCGUAUUAACUCAGCUAGAAAACAAGUUGCAACAAUCGCUAGAUGUCAGCACAGUUCCGGCAGCUAUUCAAGCGACCACUAUGAAUCAGGAUCUUGAAAUAAGUACAGGUACGUUUCUCUAAGCCAGGGAUUCUCAACCUUUUUCCUGUUAAAUACCACCGAGUCGUGAAACAA